Paramuricea clavata is the source of this 238-nucleotide messenger RNA. The record is from the annotation of a GenBank genome assembly. NCBI's taxonomy places the organism in Eukaryota, Metazoa, Cnidaria, Anthozoa, Malacalcyonacea, Plexauridae.
AUGGUUGACUGGACUGAUAUGAUUAACAAGCAGGGGACAGACAAUGGUCGGAAGAAAGAUAUAAUAACCAAGGUUGACUGGACUGUUAUGAAUAACAAGGUUGACUUGACCGAUAUGAAUAACAAGCAGGGGACAGACAAUGGUCGAAAGGAAGAUACAAUAACCAAGGUUGACUGGACUGAUAUGAAUAACAAGGUUGACUUGACUGAUAUGAAUAACAAGCAGGGGACACACAAUG